CUCACUUUGCCAUAUAUGAGCCAAAAAAAGAUACCAGUACUGGUCUUCUUUUUUUGAGUUCUAUCCACAGCACAUAUUACGGCUUCACAGCUUUGGCUUUUAAACCAACAAUUUGUUGUACUAGCAAAUUAUUAAUCUUGACUUUUGGGUCCAAGGCGAUAGUGACCAAAAGGGGGAUCUUUAUUAUUGUGUAUUACUAAUUUAUUAUCAUCCCUUCUUUCACUUGCACUAACUGACAGAGAGGCAGGGAGAUGGAUUCCAGGGAAAAGAAGCUUGAGCAGUUCAAAGGUCAAACCAGACUUCCUAAUUUUGCAGUCCCUAAACGCUAUGAUCUCACUCUCAAUCUUGAUCUUCAAGUUUGCACUUUUUCCGGUAUUGUGUUAAUUGACAUCUCUAUUGUCCAAGCCACAAAGUUCCUGGUCUUGAAUACUCUUGACCUAGCGAUUGAUGAUGUCUCUUUUACCAGCUCCGAAAACCAUAAUCAUAUUCCAACAGAUAUUAUAGUUGAUAAUGGGGAUGAGAUACUUGUUUUAGGCUUUAAUGACUCCUUAGCAACUGGAAAUGGAGUUUUGAAGAUCUGCUUCUCUGGAACUCUUAAUGAACAACUGAAGGGCUUAUACAGAUGUACUUAUGUGGACGGAGGAGUGAAGAAGAAUAUGGUUGCAACUCAAUUUGAAGCAGUGGAUGCAAGACCAUGUUUUCCAUGCUGGGAUGAACCAGCUUUCAAGGCUACCUUUAAAAUAACAUUAACCAAUGUACCACUAGAGUUGACAGCAUUAUCGAACAUGCCAGUUUCUCUGGAAAAACAUAACGGGCGUCAUAAGACUAUUUACUUUGAGGAAUCCGUGGUUAUGUCAACAUACCUGGUUGCAGUUGUAGUCGGACUGUUUGAUUACAUUGAAGACACAACUGACGAUGGAAUCAAGGUGCGUGCAUACACUCCUGUUGGUCAAAGUGAAAAGGGAAAAUUUGCUUUAAAAAUUGCAGUUAAGGCACUUGAAUUCUUCAAAGAGUACUUCACAUUCCCUUAUGGACUUCCUAAGCUGGAUAUGGUUGCUGUUCCUGAAUUUUCUGGUGGGGCAAUGGAGAAUUAUGGUUUGAUUAUCUAUCGUGAAAAUGAAUUACUUCAUGAUGACUUGCACUCUUCAGUGGCUAACACACAGAGGAUGACCAUUGUUGUGGCUCAUGAAGUUGCACAUCACUGGUUCGGCAACCUAGUAACAAUGGAGUGGUGGACUCAUCUAUGGCUUAAUGAGGGUUUUGCUACUUGGGUGAGUUAUCUAGUUACUGAUAUUUUAUUCCCAGAAUGGAAAAUUUGGAAUCAUUUGCUUCAAGAGACCACUGAUGGGCUACAGAUGGAUGCACUGGAACAAUCGCACCCAAUUGAGGUGGAAAUACACCAUGCUCGUUCAGUCAUCGAGUACUUUGAUGCCAUAAGCUAUAAGAAAGGAUCUGCUGUCAUUCGAAUGUUGCAGGAUUUUCUUGGCAAUGAAAUAUUCCAGAAGUCUUUGAGUUCAUACAUGGCAAGAUAUGCCUGGGGGAACGCCAAGACAGAAGAUCUAUGGAGUGUUCUGUCCGAAGUAUCUGGUGUUGGAGUAAGCAAAAUCAUGAGCAUAUGGACAAAGCAAACAGGCUAUCCAGUUAUCUCACUAUCAUUAAAAGAUUGCAGUCUGGAAUUUAAGCAGACACAAUUUCUGUCUUCUGGAUUGCAUGGUGAUGGCCGGUACUGGAUCAUUCCAAUUACCUUGUCCCUUGGUUCAUAUGAUAGGCGCACAAAUUUCCUCCUUGAAUCAGAAUUUGGAGAACUGGAUAUAUCGGAUAUUUGUCAUACAGGAGGCAGCUCAAACAUGCAUCAGAAGGAAAGUGCAGAAGACUUUCAGGAGGAAUUCUGGAUAAAAGCAAAUGUCCACCAAGCUGGAUUUUAUCGGGUGAAAUAUGAUGAUGGCCUCUUAACUCAACUGGCUAAAGCUAUAAAGAGUAACUGCAUAUCAGCAGCAGAUGAAUUUGGCAUUUUGGAUGAUACAUUUGCUCUUUGCGAGGCUUGCGAGAUUCCAUUAUCAUCUUUGCUUUCACUGAUUGAAGUAUACGAAAAGGACCUCGAGCAGAUCACAUUGUCAAGACUAAUUGAUGUAUGUCAAAAUGUUGCAAAAAUCGCUCAUGAUGCCAUCCCAGAUUUGCUGGCCACUCUGAAACAAUUCUUUAUCAAUCUUCUACUAUUGUGUGCAGAAAGUUUAGGUUGGGAUGUCGUACCUGGGGAAAGCCAGUUAACUGCCUUGAUGAGAGAAGAAGUUCUGAUGGCUUUGGUUCGUUUUGGUCAUAGAGAAACUUGUGAAGAAGCGUUAAAGAGGUUCCAAGCAUUUUUGGAUGACAAGAAAACUACAGUUCUUCCAGUUGAUACCAGAAAGGCUGCUUAUAUUGCUGUGAUGAGGAAUACCAGCAAUGAUAUUAGGAAUGGGCUUGAACAUCUUCUAAGGUUAUAUAGAGAAGUUGACGCAGUGCAAGAGAAGACUAGGAUUUUGCGCUGCUUGGCUAGUUCUUCAGACACAACCAUAGUAUUGGAAGUUCUGGAUUUCAUGUUUUCUGAUGAGGUUCGCAGUCAAGAUAUAAUAUAUGUUGCUUCGGGAAUAAGCUUGGAAGGCAGAUCAACAGCCUGGACAUGGUUGAAGGAGAGGUGGGAUAUGAUCCUGAAGAAAUGGGGAACUGGUCCCCUACUCCACCCUCUCAUUAGAAAAAUUGUUACACCUUUUUGCAGCCACGAGAUGGCAGAUGAAAUAGAAGCUUUCUUUGCACCCCGAGUGGAUCCUUCAUUCGCUAUGAACGUGAACCAAAGCCUGGAGAUCCUUCGAAUUAAAGCGAGGUGGGUUGAUUAUGUAAAGCAAGACGCAGUUCUUGGAGAGGUAGUCUCCCAAUUAGCCAGCCAGAAAUGAUUGCCGUUGCCUUGGUAGUUACAAGUACGCGAUGUCUGUUGAAGGACUCUAGAGCAGCACCUGGCUGUUUUCUGUUUUCCAGGAAUUCAACUUCUCCACAUGCUAUUUAUCAUUCUCGUCUUUAAUGGGAAUAAGGGGAAGUCAGGUUUUUGGACAAGUUUUUUACCUACUAGUUUUUUAACAA
Messenger RNA from Coffea eugenioides, 3111 nucleotides. RefSeq names its product aminopeptidase M1-like. Gene Ontology annotation, biological process: proteolysis; peptide catabolic process. Bases 252 to 2927 code for a protein of 891 amino acids. Gene Ontology annotation, molecular function: peptide binding; metalloaminopeptidase activity; zinc ion binding. The transcript has 19 exons. Lineage: Eukaryota; Viridiplantae; Streptophyta; Magnoliopsida; Gentianales; Rubiaceae. Gene Ontology annotation, cellular component: cytoplasm. The record is from RefSeq and is a predicted model, not a curated record.